Messenger RNA from Meloidogyne enterolobii, 607 nucleotides. NCBI's taxonomy places the organism in Eukaryota, Metazoa, Nematoda, Chromadorea, Rhabditida, Meloidogynidae. The record is from the annotation of a GenBank genome assembly.
CGAUGUUCGAUUUUCAAUUAAGAUUCUUUCGUCUAUUUCUCGAAUUCUUCAAACUGGCUUCUACGAUGCAAUUCAACAACUCCCAGCAAACAAAAAAACUUGUUUGGGCUACAGCGAAACCAUCAUUUGAUGAAAUUUAUGCUGAAGACAAGCAACAGAAUUCGUCUUGGUUUGCUGCUCGUUUUUUAAAAUUAAAAUCCCCUUAUGUUCCGCCUCCAAGUUUUACUACUGGAAAUUUUUCAAGAGAUCAAGAUCUAUGGAAAACAACUCCCUCACCAAACACCUUCCUGCAAUGGACAAAUUUCCCAAUUUAUGAUUUUGGCAAUUCUAAUUUAAUUAGUGAUUUAAUUGAGGAUUCUAAAUUUGCAAAUGAGCAGACAAAAUUAGCUCUUGAACAAUCUAAACCUUGUCGUCAAAUGGUUUAGAAUUUUAUAAAAAUUUUUUUGGAAAUUUUGUUUUUUUUUUUUAUAAAUUAUUUCUCGACAAGAAUUAUAAUAAGGACACCUUAUCCUCUCUCCUCAACCAGCUCCUCUCAUUGGCCAAUCAAAUUUUAAGAAACUUAUCCCAAACUGAUAAUAAGAAGUAUCUAAUUUUGGGGAUAAAUAUU